AUGAAUUUCGUUUUUGUCUCUUCUCAUUUUCCUCUUGCUUUAAGUUUUCCUGAUUUUUCUACGUUUUCUUUGAUUUUAGAUUUUCUUUCUUCCCCGUGUUCGUGGGUUCUUGUUUUCUUAACACAUAUCCACCUUUCCUUCGCCCAUAACCUUUUUUUUCACAUCAAUUUCUUCUUCUUCUUCUUCUUCUUCUUCUUCUUCUUCUUCUUCUUCUUCUUGUUUUCUUUUUCUUUCCGCCAUUUUACUCAACUCUCUUAUACAUCGUUAGAUUUCUACCUUUCUAAUCUCCAUUCUUCUUCUUCUUUGUCUUCUUCUUUUCACCAUCUUCAUCUAUUUCUUCUUCUUCUUCUUUCAAAUUCUUCUUCUUCUUCUUCUUCUUCUCUUCUUCUUCUUCUUCUUCUUCUUCUUCUUCUUCUUCUUCUAUAUCUCUUUCAAUUUCUUGUCCUUCUUCUUCUUGUUCUCCUCGUUCUUUUUCUUCUUCCUUAUAACUUUCUGUCUGUUUUUCUUCAUCAUUUUUUCUCCUGUCCACGUUCUUCUUCUUCUUCUUCUUCUUCUUCUUCUUCUUCUUCUUCUUCUUCUUCUUCUUCUUCUUGUUUUAUUUUUCUUUCCGCCAUUUUUCUCCUAUACAUCAUUUCUACCUUUCUAAUCGUUCUUCUUUCUUUGUCUUCUUUUUUCUCCAUCUUCAUCAUUUCUUCUUCUUCUUCUUCUUUUUCUUCUUCUUCUUCUUCUUCUUCUUCUUCUUCUUCUUCUUCUUCUUCUUCUAUAUCUCUUUCAACUUCUUGUCCUUCUUCUUCUUAUUUCUACCUUUCUAAUCUCCAUUCUUCUUCUUCUUUUCUCCAUCUUCAUUAUUUCUUUUCUCCAUCUUUCAUUCUUCUUUUCUUCUUCUUCUUCUUCUUCUUCUUCUUCUUCUUCUUCUUCUUCUUCUUCUUCUUCUUCUUCUUCUAUAUCUCUUUCAACUUCUUGUCCUUCUUCUUCUUGUCCUCCUCGUUCUUUUUCUUCUUCCUUAUAACUUUCUGCCUCUUUUCUUCUUCUUCUCCUCCUUCUUCUUCUUCUUCUUCUUCUUCUUCUUCUCCUUCUUCCUUCUUCUUCUUUUCUUCUUCUUCUUCUUCUUCUUCUUCUUCUUUCUGCCGUUGUACUCAUCUCUCUUCAUUAUUAACUUUCUACUUUUCUAAUCACUCCUUAUUGUUGUUUUGCUCUCCUUCGUCUUUUUUUUUCUUUCAUCUUUGUUCUGGUUCAUAUUUUCUCCUUUCAUUUCCUUCUUCUUCAUCAUUUGCUACCUUUCUAAUAAGCAUCUUUAUCGUUUUUGUUUUUGCUCUCCUUCUUCCUUUACUUGUUCUUUUUUUCUUCUUGGGUUUCUUCUUUUCUUUUUGGUUGUUGUUGUUGUUCUUCUUCAUUUUCUUCUUCUUCAUCAUCAUCAUCUUUUUUGAUGAAAUUUUUGUCAUUCUGUCAGACACGUUGGCUUGUUCCACUACUAAAUCUGUUUUUCCUCUCUGCUCUUCCCACUGUUUUAAUUCCUUUAAAUUCUUAUGCUUUUUUCUAUCUGUCCACUUGAAUCCCCUAUUCAUCAUUUUCAACCCUUCUUCUUCUUCUUCUUCUUCUUCUUCUUCUUCUUGUUUUCUUUUUCUCUUUCAUCAUUUUUCUCAACUCUUCUUCUACAUCAUUAGUUUUUCUUUUCUCCAUUUCUCUAUUUCCAUUCUUCUUCUUCUUUGUCUUCUUCUUUUUCUCCAUUCUUCAUCUUUUUCUUCUUCUUCUUCUUUCUGCCUGUUUUUCUUCAUCUUUUUCUCCUCUUCUUCUUCUUCUUCUUUUCUUCUUCUUGUUUUCUUUUUUUCUUCUUCUCUUAUAACGUUUCUUUCUACCUUUUUUCCAUUCUUCUUCUUUUUGUCUUCUUUCCCAUCUUCUUCUUCUUUCUUCUUCUUCUUCUUGUUUCUUUUUCUUUCCUUCUUUUUUCUUCUUCUUCUUCUUCUUCAUCGUUUCUUCUUUUCUAUAUCUCUAAUUCUCCCUUCUUCUUCUUGUCUUUGUCUUCUUUUUCUUCAUCUUCAUCUAUUUCUUCUUUUUCUUCAUCAAAUUCUUGUCCUCCUUCUUCUUCUUCUUCUUCUUCUUCUUCUUCUUCUUCUUCUUCUUCUUCUUCUUCUUCUUCUCAUUCUAUUUCCUCCUGUUUUUCACCCUUUCUUAACUCCAUUGCUGUUUAUUUUACUUCUGUUUCCUUUCCUGCUAAAACUGUAUACAUUUUGUAUAUUUACGGCUUCUUCACUAUCUAUCUAUCUAUCUAUCUAUCUAUCUAUCUAUCUAUCUUAUUACGUCCAUAUCUAUCUAUCUAUCUAUCUAUCUACUCUUUUCCUAUCUAUCUAUCUAUCUAUCUAUCUAUCUAUCUAUCUAUCUAUCUAUCUAUCACACUCUUUCAAUUUUCCAGUGAGAAUUGAAUUCUUUAUUACAGCACGUCUUCUGAAUUUUUUUCUCAAUAGAAUCAUUCACAGAUUCACGUAUCUAUCUAUCUAUCUAUCUAUCUAUCUAUCUAUCUAUCUAUCUAUCUAUGUAUAUAUGAUUGCAUAUGUAUGUAUAUAUUUACCACUAAUAUUAUCUAUCUAUCUAUCUAUCUAUCUAUCUAUCUAUCUAUCUAUCUAUCUAUCUAUGUGUGUGUAG
Acanthosepion pharaonis is the source of this 2640-nucleotide messenger RNA. The record is from the annotation of a GenBank genome assembly. NCBI's taxonomy places the organism in Eukaryota, Metazoa, Mollusca, Cephalopoda, Sepiida, Sepiidae.